This is a messenger RNA of Jaculus jaculus (lesser Egyptian jerboa), 1011 nucleotides long. RefSeq names its product adaptor related protein complex 5 subunit sigma 1 (gene Ap5s1). The transcript is spliced from 3 exons. Lineage: Eukaryota; Metazoa; Chordata; Mammalia; Rodentia; Dipodidae. The record is from RefSeq and is a predicted model, not a curated record. Gene Ontology annotation, biological process: double-strand break repair via homologous recombination; endosomal transport. Gene Ontology annotation, cellular component: late endosome; AP-type membrane coat adaptor complex; cytosol. The coding region runs from base 259 to 861 and encodes 200 amino acids.
AGCCGUACGCCGCGGGAUCCCGGAGAACCGCGCGAGACUCCGCGCGCCGCCAUAGCUCUUCCGCAGCCGAGUGAGUCCGCAGUGGUCGGAGUCUGCGGGAGGGAGCCAAGGUGGAGUGCGACGUCGGACGACGGCUGCGGGUGCGGCUCACGGAACCGCGGACCCGUUACGCCCGGCUGACCGGCACCAGGAACUACAACUCCCAGAGUUCAUUGCGCCGCGGAGCUGUGUUAGACAGUGACCACCCAUCCUGGAGCCAUGGUCCAUGCCUUUCUAAUCCAUACUUUGAAGCCCCCAAAUCUGGAGGAUGCAGGCCCUUGCCGAGUGCUUUACUCCUGUGUCUUUGGCACUGAGAAGUCACCGGAUGAUCCACGGCCACAUGGUGCAGAGAGGGACAGGCUCCUUCGCAAGGAGCAGAUGUUGGCAGUAGCCAGACAGGUGGAGUCCCUGUGUCAGCUACAGCAGCAGGCAUCUGGCCAGCCUUCUGUGGACCUGCAGUCCCAGUCCUCAGAUGAGCCUGUACCUCUGCAUGAGGCUCCACAUGGGGCCUUCUGCUUGGCUGCCGGAGACCCUUUCCAGGAGCCUCAGACAGUGGUGUGGCUGGGCACACUCUCACUUGGCUUUGCCCUGGUGCUAGAUGCCCAUGAGAACUUGCUGCUGGCUGAGAGCACACUUCGGCUGUUGGUCCACCUCCUCCUGGACCACCUCCGGCUGCUGAUACCUGGCACCAACUUCCUGUUGCGGGCCGACCGCAUGGAGGGUAUCCUUGCCCGCUUCCUGCCUCAUGGUCAGUUGCUCUUCCUCAACGAUCAGUUCAUCCAGGGUCUGGAGAAGGAGUUCAGUGCCACCUGGCCCCGCUGACCCCCACUGGAAUGGACUUCCAGAGAGGACAGGAAAGGAGGGUAGAGGUUGCACACUGCCAGGAGAAGCAUGGCGUCUGCCUCCUGCCCAGCCUGCUCCCCACUUUUUGUUUUGCUUUGUUUUUUCGAGGUAGGGUCUCGCUGUAGCCCA